AUGGCAAACCCUUCGCCGUGGCCGUCCGCGGGGGCCAACGAUUCCGGUCCCGACGGCUUACCUGCUAACUUGCCGCAACCGGCCGCCCUGGCCCUGCUCGACUUCCUUUUCCCCGGCUUCUCGAUGCUGGCCAGCGCGAUACAGAAGUAUCUGCAUAUCGACUUGACCCUUUACAUUCCCCUCCUACUUUUAAGCGGCGUUCUGACCGUCGUCUGGAACUACGCGAGCUCGUACUUGUGGGAUCAGCUCGAGACGCACUUCAUGUCCGUCGUGGACAUUCGGACCGAUGAUGAAAUCUACAAUAUUAUCAUGGCCUGGGUGGCUCGUCAAAAGUUCUCGCAAACGGCUCGGCGGUUUGUGGUCAACACGAAUCUGAACUCGCGGUCGUGGUAUCUCCGAUGGGACGAAGACGAAGAAGAAAGCGAGUCGAGAGCGUCUGGAGAGAGGGACAGGAAGAAGAGGGACCUAGCGUUUACGCCCUCCUUUGGCACGCAUUAUUUCUGGUACCGCGGUCGGUUACUUGUGUUCCGGAGGACGUCGAAUCGGGAGCAGAGUUCGCAUAUGCCCGUCAGCGAGCGUGAGGAAAUAUCGGUUUCGUCCUUCGGCCGAAAUCCCUGGAUCCUAAAGGAGCUCCUCCGAGAGGCUCGCCAGAUCUACGCGCAGAAAGACGAGCACAAGACCUUGAUAUACCGCGGCUCGCUCAAGUUAGGUUCUGGAGAACCCGCCUGGCAGCGCUGCAUGGCCCGAUCCAACCGACCUUUCUCUACCGUGAUUCUCAACGAGAAGACGAAGCAGGAUCUUAUCGAUGAUAUCACUGACUAUCUCGACCCCGCGACCCAACGCUGGUAUGCCAAUAGAGGCAUCCCUUACCGCCGCGGCUAUCUACUGCACGGCCCCCCCGGCACGGGGAAGAGCUCGCUCAGUCUUGCCUUGGCGGGUUUCUUCAAGAUGCGCAUCUAUAUCGUCAGUCUAAGCUCCGUAAUAGCCAACGAGGAAAGCCUAGGCUCCCUCUUUUCCGAACUUCCUCGCCGCUGCGUUGUCCUCUUGGAGGAUAUCGAUACGGCUGGUCUCACGCAUACUCGCGACGAGAGUCAACCUGGACCUCAGAACCAGAUCGAUAAUAGCGAUUCUGAUAACGAGCCUUCCGGGAAGAAAACAGCCAGCGACAGCAACAAUGAGUCAAACACGAAGAAUACGAGGCUCUCCUUGUCCGGACUGCUCAAUAUUUUGGACGGUGUUGCGUCGCAGGAAGGUCGCGUACUCAUUAUGACGACCAAUCACAUUGAGAAGUUGGAUCGGGCCUUGAUUAGACCUGGCCGAGUCGACAUGGUUGUGAAUUUCGGUCUGGCAGAUACAGCGAUGACUUCGGCCAUUUUCCAGGCUAUCUUCGCCCAAUUGGAAGGUGACAAUGAUCUCGAAGCCACCAGUAGCCCGCCUCUCGAAUCUCAAUCCAAGGAGAGGAUUGAGGAGGAGAAGGCUCGGAAGCGGGAGGCCGAUGAUGCCCGAGUCAGCGCUCUGGCGGACGAAUUUGCGUCGAAGAUACCGGCACACGAGUUCAGCCCGGCCGAGAUCCAGGGCUUCCUCAUGAAGCACAAGCGCAACGCCGAAGCAGCGGUUGCAAAUGCCGAAGAAUUUGUCCAACAGACGCGGAAAGAGCGCAAAGAUAAGGAGCUCAGAGAAGCUGAAGAGAAGCGCAAGGCCGAAGAAGCCAAGAAAGUUGAAGAGGCUAGGAAAGUCGAGGAGGCUAAGGAGGCCGAAAAGGCAAAGAAAGAGAAGGAAGAAGAGAAGAAGGGCAGCGAAGAGGGGAAAGACUCUAAAGAAGAGGCAGAGUGA
This is a messenger RNA of Durotheca rogersii, 1833 nucleotides long. Its product is annotated as BCS1 N terminal-domain-containing protein. Gene Ontology annotation, molecular function: ATP binding; ATP hydrolysis activity. The coding region runs from base 1 to 1833 and encodes 610 amino acids. The record is from RefSeq and is a predicted model, not a curated record. The transcript has a single exon. Gene Ontology annotation, cellular component: mitochondrial inner membrane. Gene Ontology annotation, biological process: mitochondrial respiratory chain complex III assembly; protein insertion into mitochondrial inner membrane from matrix. Lineage: Eukaryota; Fungi; Ascomycota; Sordariomycetes; Xylariales; Xylariaceae.